UACUGCACCAUGAGCACCAAGGUACUUCUCCUGCUGGCUGUGGUGGCUGUGGUGGCUGUGGCUGCCGCAGAUGAACGGCCCUCAUACUAUGGUGACCAUGAAGAUGCAAAGUAUAAGUUCAAGUGGUUAGUGAAGAAUGACUACAAUCAUUACGGCCACGAGGAGAUCCGUGACGGCGACCACACCCAGGGGUCGUACUUCGUCUCUCUUCCCGACACUCGUAAGCAGAUCGUCACUUACUACGUGGACGGUGACUCAGGCUUCGUGGCCGAGGUGAAAUACGAGGGUGAGGCUCAUUACCCUGAAACUUACAUAAAAUACAACGAUUACGAACCACCCAAGUACGACUACAAGCCUUUGUAUGUGUCCGAGUAAAUGGAGGCAGUUAGGAGAGGCUACUAUGUCCAUCAGCCAGGAGGUCAUAUUGUCUACGUCAGCAGCAGCUGUUAUGGCCGAAAUAACUUGAUUUUAUUCUUUAAUGAAUAAUAUUUAUGAAGUACCAAUGACCUUUAGUGAUAAAUAGGACUUCUUCUUUUUCUGCAUGUUUUUCAAACUUUUCACUUGAUUAUUUUUAUGUAAAUAUUAUGUUCGUUAUAUAUAAACUAUG
Messenger RNA from Homarus americanus (American lobster), 607 nucleotides. RefSeq names its product pro-resilin-like. The transcript has 3 exons. Gene Ontology annotation, cellular component: extracellular matrix. The coding region runs from base 10 to 375 and encodes 121 amino acids. Lineage: Eukaryota; Metazoa; Arthropoda; Malacostraca; Decapoda; Nephropidae. The record is from RefSeq and is a predicted model, not a curated record.